Messenger RNA from Onthophagus taurus, 1728 nucleotides. NCBI's taxonomy places the organism in Eukaryota, Metazoa, Arthropoda, Insecta, Coleoptera, Scarabaeidae. The record is from RefSeq and is a predicted model, not a curated record.
AUGUACCACAUUAGACGUUAUGCCGAUCAUACAUGUAGACUUCCACCAAAAGGAUCAGAAAGUUGCCUUGCCAAACAAUCUCCAUUAAGUGGUUACCUAGAACGGCUUCAAAGAAUAUCUAGAAAAUUUAUUCUUCUUGACAAACAACACCCGCUGGUGAAAUAUUAUUGUAGAAGUGGAGCCGCCGUUAUCCAAGAAAGAAAACGCCACGUUUUUAAUUUCCCAUGGUUCGUAAUUCACCCGUUAAGCAAAUUUAGUUUUUACGUCGACAUUAUUUCGGCUAUCUUUUGGAGUUUCUGUUUCAUAGCGGACCCAUUUUUAGCAGCAUUUUGGAGUGGUAUAGAUAGAUUUGUGGUUUUAGACGUGAUUACGUCCUUGGUAAAUGCGGCUUUAUUAUUAUUAUGUUUCACGCGAUAUAUCAUCGGAUUUUUCGUCGUAAAAACGAAAGAGAUCGUCUUGAAUCCGAAGUCGAUAGCCUACAGUUAUUUGACGAAAUAUUUUUUCGUCGAUUUUGUCGGAUCGUUCACUUUUAGACCAUUCUUAAUAAUCUUCAAUCCGGAAUGUGAUGAGAUUUAUUACAAUUUGAUGUACGUGAUACGACUCGUUAAAUUGGCGAGGGUGUAUUCGUGUUAUAAAAGAAGUAAAUUAAUAAGUUUGUAUUUUAAUGUUAGCGAACGAGUACAUAUCGUUUCGUUUUUGGCGUUAUUAACACUACUUUUGUUGCAUUGGUUGACGUGUUUUUUGUUUAUUUAUUCGAAGAUUGCGUAUUAUUUGAUGGGGUAUAUUAUGGAAUCGAUUUUAAAUCAUUUUAAAAUUUCGGAUAAUUAUUCGUUAACACCUUGGUAUCAGCGAUAUGUUCGGGGGGUGCAUUUAAUAAGUACUCAACUUUGCGGGUCAAGAGGAAAUGUGGACGAAAGUUAUCAGGCAAGUGAGCAACUUUAUUUAUCGUUUAUUACGAUUUUUGGGCAAAUUUAUUACAUAGUUUGUUUCGUAUUGAUUUAUUUAACUUUUAAAUCGAGAGCAAGUACCGAUACUUGUUACGAAGAAUUUUUGCUGGGAGUUCAUGAAUUUAUGAAAUCGAAAAAAUUACCUCCGCAAUUAAAACAACGAGUUUGCGUCUAUUACGAAAAUCGAUUCCAACGGAAAUACUUUCGGGAGGCGAGUUUGAUUUCGUUACUUUCCGAACAUUUACAACACGAAGUUUGGUUACAUUCCUGUCAAAGGUUAAUCGACCAAGUUCAAUUUUUUAAGGUUUUGCCUAAAACCGUGGUUGGAAUUAUUUUGGCUCACCUCAAGCAAGAAGUUUAUUUGCCGCACGAUGUUAUUUUGAAAGCCGACGCUCCUUAUGUUAACAUGUAUUUCAUUUCUUGGGGCACCGUUGCUGUUUACACGAAAGAACAAAGCGAGGUUGAUCAUUUGGUGGAUGGAAUGCAUUUUGGUAUGCCCCCAAUAAAUAGAUUGCGAUUGAGCUCAGCAAAUUACACAUACGUAGCCGUUGAAGUAACCGAAUGCUUCCGAUGGGACAAAGAAGGAUACAAUAAAUGCUUUAUGAUUUAUAACGAAAUCGCAGAUAUUUUGGAUAAGAUACACCUUAAAAUUAUCGCCGAUUUCCAAGAGAAAGAAGAUGCUCAAAAGAAACUCCGCACCCAUAACAUUCUUUCCGAUUUACAACAAGGUAAAAUCAUUGAGACUGGGAAAAAAAGAUCGAAAUACUUUCCAGAAAAAUAG